UUCUGGUACCCAAUUGCCCACUAAAAUGUUGAUGCAUUUUUGUCAUGGGUUUUUCCUGUAUCUGAAAUUGAUUAUGAAAUGUGGGGAACUGAAGAUUGGAACAGUAAGGAAUUAAUAUCUUGAUCAUCCCUCUUUCUUGGUUCUCCUCUUUAGGUUGCAGUGAUGCCAAUGGAGCUGACAGCUCUUCAUCCGGAACAGAUUCAGACCUCCGCAGAAAUGGAGAAAACGGUGACCCUCUUAGAAAAAGAAACCAUUGAGGUUUCUGAUGCCAAGGAGCAGCUAGUGGGUGCACAUGAAAAGGAAGCCAAUGAAGUGGCAGCUCUUGCCAAGGUUAUUCAGGAGCAGUGCGAGGGGGACCUUGCUGAGGCAAUGCCAGUCCUGGAAGAUGCCCUUUUGGCUCCCGAUAUGCUGAACCCGGCAAAUACCUCCUUUCUCAAGGUCCAAUCAGAACACAAGAAGGGGAUUACCCAGAAGAAAGAACACGGGAAUAACCCUGAGGUUGCAGUGAUGCCAAUGGAGCUGACAGCUCUUCAUCUGGAACAGAUUCAGACCUCCGCAGAAAUGGAGAAAACCGUGACCCUCUUAGAAAAAGAAACCAUUGAGGUUUCUGAUGCCAAGGAGCAGCUUGUGGGUGCAGAUGAAAAGGAAGCCAAUGAAGUGGCAGCUCUUGCCCAGGGUAUUCAGGAGCUCAGUACAAUGCGAGCAGAUCUGAAUCAUGUGAUUGACUGGCUGCAGGACCUGCAGAAUGAAAUCGAAGAACUAAAUAACCAGAAGAAAGUACUUGAAAAGAUCAUUCACAAAGUCUCUCAGAACCUGGACAGGGCUGAAAAGCUGUUCAGUGGCUUGGGAGGAAAGUGAAAAAGCAUGGAAUAAAAGAAGGAAUAACAGUUGGAGGAUGAAUGAGUGGUUAUUUAAUGACGAAAAAAUAGUAAAAGAGGCACAAAAAAGAAUGAAGGAAUAUUUUGAAAUAAAUAUGACUCAAGAUAUUUAUAUAAGAACGGUUUGGGGUGCGGGGAAAGCAUAUAUAAGGGGCUUGUACAUCCAACAGAACAUAAUACAGAAAAGAGCGAAGGAGUUUAAGUUAAAACAGAUACAGAAAGAGAUAGAACUAAAUGAGAAGCUAUUAAACAAAAAUCCAAAGGAUAAGGAAUUAAAAAAUAAAGCCAAAUUAUUGCAGUCCCAAUUAUCUACAAUCACUACAAUCUACUACCAUCACCCAUUCAAAAAUCAAGAAGCCUUAAGUUGGGGCUACAACCAUCGCCCCUUGGAAAAUAAAGGAGUCUUAAAGUCUUGAGCAACUUGUUUGAUUGCACACUUAUUCUGAUUUGUUUUCCAGGGAGUUUAGAAGGCAGCUGCAUCUACACCAUAAAUUUAUCUAUGCAUAUAUGCAUUUCAUAAAGUUUAUAUGCUGCUUAAAAAAAAAGACAAAAACCCCUCGGGAGUUUAAAAAUGAAUACAACAAUAAAAUUAUUAGUAAAACCAAUUAAAACGUUCAGAAAAUUAAAACCAGUAAACUAAAAACACAUCAGUAUUUCAGACAGAGAAGUAGGCUUAUAAGCAAAAAUGAUCUAAGUCGGUACCAAAAAGAGUACAGUGAAGCUGCCUGCAGGAUAUCAAUUGGCAGGGAGUUCCAAAGUGUAGGGGCCACCACAUUAAAAGAUCCGUUUCUUACAGAUGCAGAAUGGGUAUUAUGUGGCGCUUGUCACAGUCCCAGUUCCACAGACCAAAGCAGUCCGAGAGGGCAUGUAUGAGGGAAGACAAUCUCACAAACAAAUCUGUAGUUUGUUAAGGGUCAGGGCCUGCUCUUCGUAGACCCCCGGUGGCACAGUGCA
This is a messenger RNA of Zootoca vivipara (common lizard), 1832 nucleotides long. RefSeq names its product dynein axonemal heavy chain 3-like. Gene Ontology annotation, cellular component: dynein complex. Gene Ontology annotation, biological process: microtubule-based movement. Lineage: Eukaryota; Metazoa; Chordata; Lepidosauria; Squamata; Lacertidae. Gene Ontology annotation, molecular function: dynein light intermediate chain binding; dynein intermediate chain binding. The record is from RefSeq and is a predicted model, not a curated record.